GCCUCCUUCUGUCACCUUUGCCCGCUUCUCUCCUUCAUUUUCAAAUUCAAAUCAGUACUCUCUCGCCUUCAUCAGACGAACCCCUCCGCCAUGGACGGCGCAGAACCGCCGUUAUGUCCGUCACCGUCGCAGUACAAACCGCCGUCCACUCUCUUCAAAGACAUCUCCAAUUUCAAAACCCCAAAACGCCCCUCCAAAAUCUCCAAUUUCCACUCCCCCUGCCCCCAAUUCUUCACCGCCUCCAAACACACCCCCCGGACAAACUCGUCCUUUCGCCGCCGGCCUUCGAUUGCUCCGUCCAACUCUGCUCGGACCAAAGCCGCCGUCCGCAGACUCAAGGCCGUAGAGCUCGAGCAGUCACAGUCCUCCCGCAAGGUCCAAAUCAGAAAGGAGCAGUCCCUCAAAUCUCUCGCGAAAUCUCUCACGGUCUGGCUCAAUUUCCUCUUCGAAAACCCUAGAUCCUGCGGCUGUAAUUUUCCGGUCGAUGAGGAUCACAGUCAAACGUUCCGGAAGGGGAAGAGGGACAGCGGGUCGGGCGUUGAGGUUCGGGUAGACGCGGCGUGGAGGGACCCGAAGCGGCAGAGAGACUCGUCGUGGAAAGGUGAAGAUUCCGAAAGUGCCGGUGCGUUUUCGAGCUCUAAGUACUCGAAAUUGCAGUGUUCUUUGAAGCUCUUGUGUAGUUUUGAUGAUUUGGUUCAGCGAAUGCGGUUUUAUUUGAGUUUGGGGAGUUGCAAGGAGGUUUUCGAUUCGAUGAUUCAAGUAGCCAAGAGUAUUGAUGAAGGGAGGUUAAAGAUGAAGGUGCAUUGCCCUUUAGUGACUGAUGUUGGACUGAGAAAGAAGGCCACUAAAGUCCUUAUGAGUUAUAAUCCAAUCUGGCUUCGAAUUGGAUUGUACGUUAUAUUUGGGGGUGACUCUUUGUUGUCGGACCGAGAAGUUAACUCUGAUGAGGAAGUCGCAUUUUUGAAAAUGAUUAUUGAGAAGCAACUGUUUGCACAUACUGGUCUAGCGAAAGAGUAUGCUUAUAACAAGAAGGUUGAGGGUCUUUACCGACCGGGUUAUUAUGAAGCUUUGGGGAAUGUCAUAUUGAAGAGGUUUCUGUUGCUUGUUCUUAUUCUGGAUAGAGCUAAAUCUCAAAGCAGUCUUUCUCUUAAGUAUGGUCUUGAUGGAGUGGAUGGGGGUUCUCCUUUAUUGUUUAUGGUACAGUCUAGUAUCAAAUCAAGUCAUCAGGUGAUCCAUGAUUUUUUGUCAACUGAUAUCAUGCUUGGAGAAGGUAACGUCUCAGCACAUCUGGUGGUUUUAGGAUAUAAAGUAUCUCAUCAACAGUCUCCGAUCGUGGAUUUUGACUUUCGAGUUACAGAUUUAUUUGUUGAUCUUCAAGACGGGUUGCGCCUCUGUAGAGCGAUUCAGCUUUUGAAGGAUGACUCAUCUAUCCUAAUGAAAAUGGCUGUUCCAUCAGAUACACAUAAAAAGCACCUGGCAAAUUGUGGCACUGCCCUGCAGUAUCUUAAGGAGGCUGGUGUUGUUUUACAUGAUGAUGAUGGAAUGAUGAUUGUAGAAGAUGAUAUUGCUGAUGGGGAGAAGGAACUUACUAUUUCCUUGCUUUGGAAUAUGUUUGUUCAUUUGCAGCUACCUCUUUUGGUCAAGAAAACAGCAUUAGCUGAGGAAAUAUGCAAUAUUCGAGGAAAUAUGGAUAGCUUCAUUAAUGCUGAUUCUCCUCCACUGGAACUGCUUUUAAAUUGGAUUCAGGCAAUUUGUGAAAUUUAUGAUUGCAAGAUCGACAGUUUUUCUUCAUUGGUCGAUGGAAAAGCCAUAUGGUGCCUGCUGGAUUAUCACUUCCGUAAGCAACUUUGUUGUGCUUGGUCAUCGAAGGAUCCUAAUAAAUCAAGUCACGAAGAAUCAAUCAUGUUAGCCACCGAAUAUUCAGAUGCCGUGCACAACUUUUUAUUAUCACAGAAAUUGAUGUCACUAUUGGGAAACUUUCCAGAGGUUCUGCAAAUUAGUGACAUUCUUGAGUAUAAUGGUGUACCUAAUGAUCGUAGUGUGGUGAUCCUGUUGGUGUUCCUUUCUUCUCAACUGAUUGGGAAGAAAAACAUGGGUCAGUUAAACUUUCAUAAACUAUUAGGCUGUGAUUGUCAAAGUUCAGAGCGAAUAUGCUCUGUAAGACCUGAACCAGCACAGAUCCAAAAAGAAACACGCGUUCAGUGUACUGAAGAUACAGGUUCUGUGAAAAACUUUAAGGCUAUCCAGGCUUGGUGGCAAGAUAUGGCUGAAAGGAACCAUAAAUUUCCAAAACCAUUAGCUCCUACUUUGCAGAACUUCUCUACAAAUGAAGAUGAAAUUAACAUUUCAAGAGUAAAUGCUACAAAAAGGAUUCAGUCAGUAUUACUUAUUCAACGAGCUGCAAGAAAUUGGAUCAUGCAAAGACAUCAGGAUAGAAGUAUGGUAACUCAUAAUGCACGCAUUCACGAUCAAGCAAAUGCUGCUAUUGUUGUCCAAAGAUAUACUCGUGGGUGGCUUGCAAGAUCGAGAUGUAUUCAUGGGGGCUCUCUCAUACAUAAAUCCUCAAGUAUAUUUCAGGAAAAUGGUGCACUAGAUGUUCGAACAAAGGCAGCAGUUAAAAUCCAACUUGCUUGGAAUUUUUAUGUCUGUCUUCACAAUAAGCACUUGGCUGCUAUUAAAAUUCAAAGUCAUUUUCGUAGUUGGCUAUUGAGGAGGAGGUUUCACAUUCAAAGGCAAGCAACAAUAAAAAUCCAAAGUGUUUUACGGAUGUCAAGAUGUUUGAAGGCUUAUCAGCAAUACAAAAUUGCAACUGUGUCAGCCACUAUCAUUCAAUCUUAUGUACGUGGAUGGGUUGCGCGAAGAGAAGCUGAUCAACGUAGGCAUCUCAUUGUUACUAUCCAAAGAUACUGCCGUGGUUGGUUGAGAAGGAGGUAUUUCUUAUGCCAAAGAAUAGCUGUAGUGAAGAUCCAAAGUGCUAUUCGAUGCCUGCUAUACUGUCAGGCAUUUCAACAUCAUAGACAAGCUGCAGUGGAAAUUCAACGGAUAGUCAGGGGGAAGAUUAGUCGAAGUAAUCUCUUAGGUGCUUCAUGUCUACACCCUGUCAUCCCCCAUGGUUGUCUUUUAAAGAUCACGAGUGCCUUCUAUAGUAGUGUCGAACUAAAUAUAGUGUUCUGCUCUGUGUUGAAAUUGCAAAGGUGGUGGAGGAGUGUCCUGUCGCUAAAACUAAGAACAAAGUCUGCGGUACUUAUUCAGUCUCAUAUUCGAGAGUGGUUUGCUAGGCAAAAGGCUUCUAGAGAGAGGCAUUGUAGUGUUGUGAUACAAUCAUACUGGAGAGGCUACCAGGCACAGAAAAAAGAGUUGAGGGAACAGCUAAAACUAAGAACAAAGUCUGCAGUACUUAUUCAGUCUCAUAUUCGAGAAUGGCUUGCUAGGCAACAGGGUUCUAGAGAGAGCCAUUGUAGUGUUGUGAUACAAUCAUACUGGAGAGGCUACCAGGCACGGAAAAAAGAGUCAAGGGAACAGCUAAAACUAAGAACAAAAGCUGCUGUACUUAUUCAGUCUCAUGUUCGAGAAUGGUUUGCUCGGAAAAAAAAGGCUUUUAGAGAGAGGCAUUGUAGUGUUGUGAUACAAUCAUACUGGAGAGGCUACCAGGCACGGAAAAAAGAGUCAAGGGAACAGCUCAAGGAUUUACGCUUGAGAGUGCAGAAAUCUUCUACUAGUGUGGACGAUAGCAUGCGUAUUAUCAACAGACUUGUUGCUGCACUUUCAGAGCUACUAAGAAUGAAAAGUAUCAGCAACAUUCUUCAUACUUGUUCCACUUUGGAUAUGGCUACAAGGUAUUCUCAAAAAUGUUGUGAAAGACUCGUGGAUGCUGGAGCUAUCAAAACUUUGCUGAAGCUCAUUCGCUCAGGCAGCCGAAGUAUACCAGAUCAGGAGGUUCUAAAGCACGCACUGUCAACUCUAAGAAACCUUGCUCGCUAUCCACACUUGGUUGAAGUACUAAUUGAUUGUGAAGGGUCUGUAGAAACUGUUCUCUGGGAGUUGCUAAGGAACAAGGAAGAAGGUUAUUUCAUUGCUUCUGAACUUCUGAAGAAGAUAUGCUCUAGUCAUAAAGGUGCUGAAGCUGUACGCAAGUCACCUGCCCAUUUGAAAAGGCUGCGCAGUCUUGUGGAGGAACUUGGAAGGAAGUCAUGCAAUGAGAAGAGGAAUGCCCGAUUCGCAAAUGCUAGAGAGAAUACAGAGAGAAGACUAAAGGAGGCUGUUGUGAUUCUGAAAAUGGCAACAGAAAGUUAGCCUUUUGAACUUGCAGCAUUGUGUAAAAACCUUGUUUGGCAAGCUGGGUUUGGGUUUGUGUGUGUGUAUGUUUGCCAUUGAAUUUACAAGUUCAAUGGGAAUGAAGGACAAGAAUUCUGAAUGACAUUUAGGGAUGGUAAAAAAGCCGCGGUAACGACUAACGACUAGGCAGUAAAUGGUUAAUGCAGGAAGUAGUGAAAUGAACUGUCGCAGACUGCCGACUGUGAUUUUCAGUCUAUUUUCUUCGUCUUAAAGUUCAGUGUGUAUCAUACUCUAUCAUCUCAAUGCACAUGACUUGAGUGAACUGGUAAAGCAAAAAGGACACUGAUCUGUUUCCGGUCCCCAUGACACAUGUGAGUGCCGCCCACAAUUUAUCUUCUUGAUUUCAGAAAAAAUAUCUAGCACAAAUUAUUGAAGAACCAUAUCCCAUGAAUGGUCAUUUCUCCCGUUUCGUGGAUUGCACAAGUUACUAGAGUACGGGAUGUGGAUAAGAUGGUGAAGGGCACCAAUACUUG
Molecule: messenger RNA, 4808 nt
Organism: Rosa chinensis
Lineage: Eukaryota; Viridiplantae; Streptophyta; Magnoliopsida; Rosales; Rosaceae
Product: abnormal spindle-like microcephaly-associated protein homolog
Exons: 21
Coding region: 91-4293 (1400 amino acids)
Biological process (GO): mitotic cell cycle; establishment of meiotic spindle localization; spindle organization
Cellular component (GO): spindle pole
Molecular function (GO): protein binding
Source: RefSeq, a predicted model, not a curated record